Molecule: messenger RNA, 1608 nt
Organism: Malassezia restricta
Lineage: Eukaryota; Fungi; Basidiomycota; Malasseziomycetes; Malasseziales; Malasseziaceae
Product: phenylalanyl-tRNA synthetase alpha chain
Exons: 1
Coding region: 1-1608 (535 amino acids)
Biological process (GO): phenylalanyl-tRNA aminoacylation
Cellular component (GO): cytoplasm; cytosol; phenylalanine-tRNA ligase complex
Molecular function (GO): tRNA binding; ATP binding; phenylalanine-tRNA ligase activity
Source: RefSeq, a predicted model, not a curated record
AUGGCGCAGAGUGCGGAGCAGGUGCUCGCUAGCAUCGAGGCAGCGGGUGGUCACAUCCAGGAUUCGCGCUCGCUUGCUCCCACACAGCCGCUCUCGCUGGAGGAGCAGGCGGAGCGUAUUUUGCGGAGUACCAGUGAUGCCCAGGACCAGGAAGAUCUGCAGGCCGAGGAGGCAGCGCACAAGGCGGCCGCGGCGUGGCAGCUGUCGCUGCAGGGUGUGCUUCUUUCGCUGCAGAGCAAGGAGAUGAUUGAGUUCCGGAGUAUGGAUCACCAGCCCGUGUUCCUGACGCUGGAUGGCCGUCAAACGGUGCGCCUGGGCUCGCCUGAGUACCGUCUGUGGACGCUGCUGCCUGAGUCGGGCGAGGGGCGUGCGCAGCAGGAUUUGGAGGCGCAGCUGGGGAAGGAUACGUUCAAGCUGGCACAGUCGCGCGCGUUCCGCAACAAGAUGGCGCGCCGCCUGCCUGACGGAAGCUUUGCGCGUGCCGAGGCCAUGCUGGGACAGGCGCUGGAGGAUGAGACGCGUGCCGAGCUGCUGGAGGUGGCCAGGACCGGCACUUUGCGGGGAGACGGCGCGGACAAGAAGCUCGCUGAGCUGAAGAAGCGCAAGAUGAUCGGCCAGCGGAAGUGGCUGACGUUUUCGAUGAGCAAGGGGCCUCAGUUUGCGCUGACGGUCCAGAAGCUCGAGACGGAUUUGACGGCCGAUAUGCUCGCUUCCGGUGCAUGGAAAAAGGCAGCGUUCAAAAAGUACAACUUUGAUGCAGAGGGCGUGCUGCCGCCGUCGGGUGCGCUGCAUCCGCUGCUCAAGGUGCGCGAAGAGUUCCGACACAUUUUCUUCGAUAUGGGCUUCUCCGAAAUGCCGACGAAUCGCUUCGUCGACUCGAGUUUCUGGUGCUUUGACUCGAUCUUUGUGCCGCAGCAGCACCCUGCGCGCGAUGUGCAGGACACAUUCUUUGUCGCGGAUCCGCCAGCGGCCGCCGAGGUGCCAGAAGACUACCUGAGGCGAGUUGUGCAGGUGCACGAGAAGGGCGACUUUGGGUCCAUUGGCUACAGGUACCCAUUUGACCGCAGUGUGACGGAGAAGCUGGUGCUGCGUACGCACACGACGGCCGUGUCGUCGGCGAUGCUCUAUGCGAUCGCGAACCAGCCGGGCGGCUUCCAGCCCGCCAAGCUCUUCUCCAUCGACCGCGUGUUCCGGAACGAGGCGGUGGAUGCGACCCAUCUCGCCGAAUUCCACCAGGUCGAGGGCGUCGUGGCCGACUAUGGCAUCACGCUGGGUGACCUCAUUGGCUUCAUGCAGGUCUUCUUCUCCAAGAUGGGCGUCAAGAACCUGCGCUUCAAGCCGGCGUACAACCCCUACACGGAGCCGAGUCUCGAAAUCUUUUCAUAUCACGAAGGCCUGCGAAAGUGGGUCGAGAUCGGCAAUAGCGGCAUGUUCCGCCCUGAAAUGCUGCGUCCUAUGGGCCUGCCCGAGAAUGUCAAUGUCCUUGGCUGGGGCCUGAGUCUCGAGCGCCCCACGAUGAUCCGCUACGGCAUCAAGGACAUCCGCCACCUCGUCGGACACAAGGUGCCCCUGGACAGUGUGGAACGAGCGCCGGCGGUGCGGUUUUAA